CUUUCAAUGUCCACUUCCCUCCUUACACCGAAGAGGCUGCUUGUUUCUUCUACCUUCCACUCCCAAAUACGAUGCUACGCUCGAAAAGAGUCCGGGAUGGACCCUAAAAAAGAGACCAUUCGUCGUUCUCUCUAUCCCAGCAACAUUCGCAAUAAGGCGACACCUACUGGGACUUGGCGGCCAGAUGUGGAAAAAGCUCUUCAGCACGCUAUUCCUUCGGUACAAGCUCAUGAUACCAUAGAGCGUGCGUGGCUACUUUACAAGCGGCAUAUUCGGAAAAGAAGGGAGGCAGAGACGGAGAGGAAGUUUGAGUGCAUGAGGAAAGCUAUGGACGAAUUGGCGAGCAUCGACAGUCACUUGUAUAUGGAGGCCAACAAGCCAGAAAACCCCAGAGCUCGAAGUCCUGAAGAAUCCAACUUAUUGAAGACGAUGAAGGCUUCGGAAGCCAGAGCAUUUGAUGCUCGCGUUCGCGGUCUGUUCCCUCGCGAACUACGGGUACCUACUGAUACACCAUCUCGAGCUGGAUGGAAAUAUGAUUGGAAACCUUUCUACAGGCCAUUAUAA
This is a messenger RNA of Lentinula edodes (shiitake mushroom), 564 nucleotides long. RefSeq lists its product as uncharacterized. Gene Ontology annotation, molecular function: structural constituent of ribosome. The record is from RefSeq and is a predicted model, not a curated record. Gene Ontology annotation, biological process: mitochondrial translation. The transcript has a single exon. The annotation marks the transcript as partial. Lineage: Eukaryota; Fungi; Basidiomycota; Agaricomycetes; Agaricales; Omphalotaceae.